AUGGCUAAUCCAGUGUUUCUGAAACUUGGCAACUUUAAGAUGUGUGAACUUCAACUCUUGGUUAAUGACUGGGGAAUUCGGGAAAUUACAACAGUGACAAAGAAAAACCCACCUAAACGUCCACCACGAAAACACGUCGUGUACAGAAAUACAGAUUUUUUCCAUCCACCGGUUCAUAGCAACAACAGCAAGAAGAGACUGAUUGAAGAUACUGAGGACUGGCACCCAAGGACUGGAACUACUCAGUCACGUUCUUUCCGGAUCCUUCAACAGAUCACAGGCACUGAACGUAUGAAAGAACCAGAAUCAGACAAUCUAAAGAAGACAAA
This is a messenger RNA of Protobothrops mucrosquamatus (brown spotted pit viper), 329 nucleotides long. RefSeq names its product PDZ and LIM domain protein 5-like. The transcript is spliced from 6 exons. The annotation marks the transcript as partial. The record is from RefSeq and is a predicted model, not a curated record. NCBI's taxonomy places the organism in Eukaryota, Metazoa, Chordata, Lepidosauria, Squamata, Viperidae.